This is a messenger RNA of Diaporthe amygdali, 1692 nucleotides long. RefSeq lists its product as uncharacterized. The record is from RefSeq and is a predicted model, not a curated record. The coding region runs from base 1 to 1692 and encodes 563 amino acids. Gene Ontology annotation, molecular function: transmembrane transporter activity. The transcript has 2 exons. NCBI's taxonomy places the organism in Eukaryota, Fungi, Ascomycota, Sordariomycetes, Diaporthales, Diaporthaceae. Gene Ontology annotation, biological process: transmembrane transport.
AUGGCCACUGAAGUAAUCCAAGUCUCUCUGCCUCCAGUAUUAGUGAACGACAGUCGCCAAGAGAAUGACUCGCCCUUUUCCAGGCCGGGACGGCCCGUGGGACAGUUGGGUAUUGAGGACAUCCCAAAUGACGGGCCCUCAUCCGGCGUCGUCGCCGCUGAAGACGAGACGACUUACCCGACCGGUAUCCGCUUCUGGCUGAUCAUGGCCUGCUACGCCAUGGUCCUCACCUUCAUCGGCCUGGACAUGUCCAUCGUCGCCACCGCCGUGCCCUCCAUCACGGACGAAUUCCACACCGUCGCCGACGUCGGGUGGUACUCGAGCGCCUUCCGGCUCUGCGCCUGCAGCUUCGCCUUCAUGUUCGGCAAGAUCUACAAGCUGUUCCCACUGCGGCCAACCUUCAUGGCGAGCAUCGUCGUGUUCAUGUUGGGGUCCGUCCUCGGCGCCACCGCGCCGUCGUCGAUGGUCUUUGUCGUCAGCCGCGCUGUGUGCGGGCUUGGGACCGCCGGGGUCACCCAGGGGUGCUUUUACAUGCUUGUGCAUAUUGUGCCGUUGAGGAAGAGGCCUCUUAUCGUGGGCAUUCUAAACGGUUUCGAGCUGGUGGCAAACAUCUCUGGGCCCUCGAUCGGGGGGCUCAUUGUCGGCAGCGUGUCGUGGCGAUGGUGUUUCUGGAUUAAUCUCCCGGUUGGAGCAUUGAGCCUUAUUAUCAUCUUCUUUGCCCUCAAGAUCGACCUGAAGGGUCGCUCGCCCCUGACUCUCAGGCAGAAGAUUGUCGAGCUUGAUUUGGUUGGCAACAUGCUCUUCGUUCCGUCCCUGACCUCGCUCUUUCUCGCGCUGUCGUGGGCCGGAACGAAGUAUCCCUGGAGCAGUGGCACUGUGAUUGGACUGCUGGUCACUUUCGCGGUUCUACUUGCCCUGUUUGCUUACGAUCAGAUGCGCCGGGGACAGAAGGCCACCCUCCCUCCACGCAUAUUGGGUAACCGGUCAGUUUUGGCUGGCUUUGUCUUCGCAGCAUGCACCAAUGCCGCGAUGAAUGUAUUCGAGUACUACUUGCCAACGUACUUCCAGUCCGUCCGCGCAUACACUCCCACCAAGUCCGGUUUGAUGAUGCUUCCUUUCCUUGCCGGUUUCCUGAUUGCGAUGUUGGCGCACGGCGCAGGUGUUAGUGCUUUGGGCUACUACGCUCCCUUCAUGUUAUGCGCCAGUGCGUUGAUGCCCGUCUUCGCGGGCUUGAUGACCACAUUCACGACAAGCACAUCCGUGGACAAGAUCGUCGGCUACACUCUGGCCAUGGGUUUCGCCGGCGGUAUUGGCUUCAAUGCUCCGCAGAGCGCCGUCCAGACGGUGCUCCCCGUGAAAGAUGCAUCUACGGGUAUCGCGAUCAUCUACUUUGCUCAGAACUUCGGGCCUGCGGUCUUUGUCGCAAUCGCGCAGACCAUUUUCCUGAAUCGGCUGAGCGAGAACUUGACGGUGCUGGUGCCUGGGCUAAGCCCCAACACAGUGAACCAGAUGGGUCUGACGGAUUUGAGGACGCUUGUGGGACAACAUGAGCUUCAAAAGGCUUUAGGAAUCCUUGAUCAGAGUUUGAUGCAGACUUGCGGCUCGCCUUUCGGCACCGGCGAUGCUAACGCUCUGUACACGCAUUUCAAACGCAUCUCCGCCAUUAUCGGCGACUACGGCUUCGAGUGCUAA